Molecule: messenger RNA, 939 nt
Organism: Wallemia ichthyophaga EXF-994
Lineage: Eukaryota; Fungi; Basidiomycota; Wallemiomycetes; Wallemiales; Wallemiaceae
Exons: 5
Coding region: 1-939 (312 amino acids)
Biological process (GO): protein folding; positive regulation of ATP-dependent activity
Cellular component (GO): cytosol
Molecular function (GO): ATPase activator activity; protein-folding chaperone binding
Source: RefSeq, a predicted model, not a curated record
AUGUCAUCAGCCAACUGGCACUGGAAGCAAUUGGAUUGCAGCAAUUUCGCAAAAGAAUACUUCAAGGAGAAGCUCGUUGGACUGAAAAUCAACGAUGAACUCACUAUAGAAGAACUCAAGGAGUGUGAUGGAGAUGUAACUCUCGGGCAACGUAAAUCAAAAUUAGUAACGAUCUACGAUUUGAAGAUAGUCAUCGAAUGGACAGUCGGCGAGCUUAGAGGCCGCACACACGUACCAGAAGUAUCUCAUGAGGCUAUCGAUGGUCUCGACGAGUACGUUUUCGAUUCAUCGAUACUCAACGGCAAACCAGAUGGAAAGUUCGACCACAUUCGCAAACAAGUUAUCCCCCAAACCCUCAAAUCUAUCUUUGAUCAAUUCCCUGUUGAUCUCCGUGAAAAAUAUGCCUCUCACGUACAAGUUUCAUCUCAGUCGACCACCCCUUCACAACCAUCCACACCCGCUCCAGAAGCUUCAGCUGUGAAGAAAACUGAGAAAGUAGAGGUUCCAAAGAAACCUGUGGCUCAGAAAGGCUCACUCAAUACCUCCACUAUAAAAUUGGAAGAGCGCUACCAGAUUUCUGCGUCUGAGUUAUUUGAUGUUCUCACCAACAAGCAGCGCGUGCCCAUGUGGACUCGUGCACCUGCAGAGAUUGAGCCAAAGGUUGGUGCCAAUGUUGUUCUCUUUGGCGGCGGUGUGAGAGGUAAGGUUACCGACGUUGAGGCUGAGAAGAAGAUUACGAUGGACUGGACACUCACAGGCGGAAAGUGGCCAGAAGGACACAAGGCUUCUUUGACUAUCGAUCUAAACCAGAGUGAUGAUUCAACUGCUGCUGAGUUCAUCUUGAAUGGCGUACCAAUCGGACUUGAGGAUGAUGUUCAGCCUAGCUUAGAACAGUACUACAUCAAACCUCUCAAGUUGCUCUUCGGUACAGUUCUUUAG